AUGCGCUUCCUUCAUAUUUUCCGCAGCUUCGCCGUGACCAUAAUCCUUUACUCGUGGUCGAUGAUGAACAGCCUCGCCAUCAGCGAUGUUCUUCAAGAAAUCGCCUCAUCCCUGUUCGCAGGUAGGGAAGGAGGCCUCUAUCAGCUGGAAGCCAGCCCAAUGGGUCCCUACCAAACCAAGCACUAUGCAAAAGUUCUGCAAGCUCGCGUCAAAGACCUAGGCCUCAGCACUCGACGAUACGUUCAAGGAUUCAUGGUUCCGUACGACGAUACAGGUCAUCUUGACUGGAUACGCAAAGAGCUCAACAGAAACCACCAACGUGAGCGCCUCGUCUACCUCGAUCAGACACCACAUAAGCGAAAGGUGCAUGCGUUGCUUCUGGACAGUGCUUCGUCAACGUCGCCAAAUAUCGCUGUCGUCUCCACACCGCAUGUUUGGAAGUCGCUGGAUCAAAAGAUCCAAUUGCACACAUUUGCUCAGGUCCCAGGGCUUGAGGAUGCAGAGAUCCACGACAGGCUGAACAAGGACUUCAAUUAUGUUCAGUUAGACUCACUCGCUCGAAAUGCCUUUCAAAAACGCCUCAAUCGGAGUUUGACAAUCUGCUGA
This is a messenger RNA of Pseudozyma hubeiensis SY62, 606 nucleotides long. RefSeq lists its product as hypothetical. The record is from RefSeq and is a predicted model, not a curated record. The transcript has a single exon. Bases 1 to 606 code for a protein of 201 amino acids. NCBI's taxonomy places the organism in Eukaryota, Fungi, Basidiomycota, Ustilaginomycetes, Ustilaginales, Ustilaginaceae.